UGAUGACGUGUGAAAUAAAACCGAAACGAAACGAAACUAGGGGCCGACUUUGUUGAAAACAGGAACCAUUUUAUUUUCUUCGCAACACGUCCGGACAUAACUCAAUGACGGACCGGUCCCCUUCCGGUCCAGUUGUCAACAGAGGAGGAUCACGCGUGUUUUCAAGCCAGUAAAAUGCCGAAAGCUCAGAAAGGAAAAGGAAAAGCCCCGGAGAAAGUUGUCCACCCGUACAGCAGGAAAGCGGCUUACCUCGCCCGAGAAGAAAUCCGACUGCAGAAGAAAGAAAGGCAGAAGAAUGAUAAAGCAACACGUCUAAGCGGCAUUGGCGAGAAGCUGUUGUGGUUUCAGGAACAGCUGGAUCCAGAAAAGACAACUUACACCAGAAAAGAUGCCUGCGAUAUCGUUGAAAGCUACCUCCGAAGGUUUGAUGCUGAACUUGAGCAGAUUGAGCUGAUGAAUGGGAUCAAAGGUCGGCAGGGUCGUCUCCAUGGCGCCAGAGAAGCUGUCAUCAAACAGACCAUAGAGCGAGAGCGAGCGCAGUAUGAGGGCAUCGGGUUUGAGAUUCCAGACAUCAUUAAUGCAAAAAAUCUGAAAACAUUCAGAGAGUGGAGUGGCGAUCUGAAGAAACUUCCUAAUAUUAAACUGCGAAAAGUGUCUCACAAAGAUUUGGAAACAAAGAAUGACAAAGCGGAGAAACAUGACGACGCAGAAGAUGAUAAUGAGGAUGAUGAAGAUGACUUGGCGGAUGAGCAGCUGGAUGAGAUGGUGCUGAUGUCGGACUGAAACCGAGGCUGGAGCUCCAAGCUCAGGUCGUCCAUUCAGGACAGCUGAUCAGACGGCCUUCAGCGGAGACUUUUUAUUGAAGGUGUGUUUUUGUGCCUGUGUAGGUACAAAAUGUUGCUGCUCCUUGACUGUCCAGAAGAUGGCGCCAAACUCUCAGAGAUGGAAAACGAGAAUGCUGUCAGUCAGUCCUCUGUUAGUCUUCUUGUUGCUCAGUAACUUCACACCAGCCUGUGAAGAGGUUCUACAUUCAUUGUUUAUUGCACAAAAAUACUCCCAUUUUAUCCAAUCAGAGAUUUAAAAAAAAAAGGUUUUGAAAAAAAGAUGUUGUGGUGACUCUAAGACACAGAGAAAAUGUUAUUUUUCUUUGACAUGACACUGGUACAAAACCCAAAUUAAACCUGUAGAAAAGUGGA
Molecule: messenger RNA, 1196 nt
Organism: Etheostoma spectabile (orangethroat darter)
Lineage: Eukaryota; Metazoa; Chordata; Actinopteri; Perciformes; Percidae
Gene: tma16
Product: translation machinery associated 16 homolog
Exons: 7
Coding region: 175-783 (202 amino acids)
Cellular component (GO): nucleus
Source: RefSeq, a predicted model, not a curated record